Spirodela intermedia is the source of this 141-nucleotide messenger RNA. NCBI's taxonomy places the organism in Eukaryota, Viridiplantae, Streptophyta, Magnoliopsida, Alismatales, Araceae. The record is from the annotation of a GenBank genome assembly.
AUGAAUUGUAGGAGGCCUGCGCGCCGUAGUUGGAAGCCUGGGGCUGCCCGUAGCCGUAGGCUCCCCCAUCGGGAGCGGAGGAGGCCGGUGGUGGCGGCUGUUGUUGCUGGUUGUAGUAGUCGUACCCGGCACUGGGCGUAG